Papaver somniferum (opium poppy) is the source of this 2607-nucleotide messenger RNA. Its product is annotated as aldehyde oxidase GLOX-like. The coding region runs from base 83 to 2473 and encodes 796 amino acids. Gene Ontology annotation, molecular function: polygalacturonase activity. Gene Ontology annotation, biological process: carbohydrate metabolic process. NCBI's taxonomy places the organism in Eukaryota, Viridiplantae, Streptophyta, Magnoliopsida, Ranunculales, Papaveraceae. The transcript has 6 exons. The record is from RefSeq and is a predicted model, not a curated record.
ACAGCUUCUCCUCUGUUUCAGAGCAGAGCACCAACAGAGAGUAGUAUACCUGAAUCUCUCUCACAUUCUGUGUUUCUUAGAAAUGAUGAAGAAAACUAAAUAUCCAUCUCGAUCAGUCUAUCUUCUUACUGUUUUCUUGGUUGUAAUCUUCACCAUUUCAUUUUCUACAACUACUUGCGUUGAAGCAAGAAAGAAUCAUCACCAUAGAAAUACCAAAAAUCAUCAUGGGAACCAGCGUAGUCAUCAUGAGAAGAGAGGAAAUUUCCAUGUACCAUCUCCUUCACCUAUGCCUUCUUCAACACCUGCAUUUGAUCCUACACCACGAAACCCUUAUAUGAACAAAUCAAACAUUUUCGAUGUUUUGUCUUUUGGUGCUAAAGGUGAUGGGGUUGCAGAUGAUUUCAAGGCAUUACAAGCUGCAUGGAAAGCUGCAUGUAAAGUAGAAGGAGGAAUAGUGGAAAUUCCGUCAGAAUUCAGGUUUCUCAUAAGACCAAUUUCACUUCAAGGUCCAUGCAGACCUCACCUUGUUCUCCAGAUUGAUGGGGUCAUGUUAGCUUCACCAAAUAUAGGUUCAUGGUCAAAGUCAGAUUCAUAUCAAUGGAUAAACAUCAAAUGGGUUAAAAAUUUCACAAUUCAAGGGGGUGGAGUUGUUGAUGGCCAAGAUUUUGCUUGGUGGAAACCUAAUGAACAGCAGAAGACAUCGAAACACAUGCAGGAUAUGAAACCAACUGCGUUGAGAUUCUAUGAGAGCUCCGGUGUUACGGUUCGACACAUAAGCAUCAUUGUUAAUAGUCCAUUGUUCCACUUGAAAUUCGAUAAUUCAAGCUUUAUAAAUGUCAACAAUGUUACGAUGGUUUCCCCUGGGAGUAGCCGAAACAAAAAUGGAAUUCAUCUCCAAAACAGCCAACAUGUAGAAAUCCAACACUCCAACGCUGCUUUAGGUGAAUGGAAACUUUUGCAAAGCAACAUUGGGGUUUCAGCAAUGCACAUGCAACUGCUUCACAAUGAUCGUGUGAUUAUCUUCGAUAGGACCAAUUUCGGUCGUUCUAAUCUAUCGUUGCCUAAUGGUGUGUGUCGUCAUCGUAAGGAUGAGGUUCUUAAGGUGGAUUGCACAGCUCACUCCAUUGAGUACAAUGUUGAUGCUAACUCGUUUCGGCCAUUAAUGGUUCAAACCGAUACGUGGUGCUCUUCGGGAUCUGUUUUGGCGAACGGGAGUUUACUGCAAACAGGAGGCCACGAUGCUGGUAAAAAGAAGUAUAGAGUUUUCCGUCCCUGUGCUACCUGUGAUUGGCAAGAAUUCGAUGGUUUGAAUGCGCCAAGAUGGUAUGCUACAAAUCAUAUAUUGCCUGAUGGAAGGGUUAUUGUUAUUGGUGGUCGACGGGCGUUUAGUUACGAAUUUUACCCGACAACAAAAACACUUAUCAAUUUCCCAUUUCUAGUUGAAACAAAUGAUAAAGGUGAAGAGAAUAAUCUAUAUCCUUUCGUUCAUCUAAAUGUAGACGGAAACUUGUUCAUCUUUGCGAAUAACCGAGCUAUCUUAUUCGACUACAACAAAAACACCAUCGUACGAACGUACCCACAAAUACCUGGUGCCGACCCAAGAAAUUAUCCAAGCUCAGGUUCAUCAGUACUACUUCCCUUGAGCGCUGCUGGCACUGAAGCUGAGGUUUUGAUUUGCGGCGGUGCACCGAAAGGUUCGUAUGCUCAAGCCAAGAAACGAAUCUCCUACCUCACUGCUUUGAGGACAUGUGGGAGAAUGAAAAUUACAGAUUCUUCACCUCAAUGGUUCGUGGAAAGCAUGCCAACACCUAGGGUCAUGGGUGAUAUGGUUUUACUUCCUGAUGGCAGUGUUUUAAUCCUUAAUGGCGCUUCAAGUGGAACAGCUGGGUGGGGAUUCGCUCGAAACCCGGUUCUAAGUCCGGUUAUUUAUCGACCAGACAAUGCAGUCGGAUCAAGGUUCGAAAUACAAGCUCCAUCAAGUAAACCAAGAAUGUACCACUCCACUGCAGUUUUACUGAGAGAUGGUAGGGUCCUAAUAGGUGGCAGUAACACCCAUGAUGGUUACAAAUUCUAUGGAGUUGAUUUCCCCACCGACUUGACUUUAGAAGCGUUCUCGCCAGCAUAUUUGGGUUCAGAGUUCGCCAGUAUCCGACCUACCAUUCUAUCUCCUACAGCACAAACAAAUCUCAAGUAUGGAGAAAUUUUGAGGGUUCGGUAUACAGUUUCAGGCAGACUUAGCCCACGGGGAGUAACUGUUACAAUGAUAUCCCCUUCUUUCACGACGCAUUCUUUUUCGAUGAACCAAAGGUUUCUGCAUUUGGGAGGUGGAAACUCCCUUAAGGUCUCAAACUCAACAUACAUUACUCAAGUAAGAACGCCCAAGUCUAGCACUCUCGCCCCAUCCGGGUACUACAUAUUGUAUGUUAUUCAUCAAGGUAUUCCUAGUGAGGGAACUUGGGUUCAUAUCGAGUGAUUUUAUAUCUUUCUCGGUUAGUAGAUUGUAAUAGCAUUUAAGUGUGGAAAUUAGAAUAUAUUUACGCAUUCGAAGUAUUGAAAAACUUGAAACGAUUGUAUCAUUGGCAAUGAAAUUAUUGAGCAUUUUGUUAA